Molecule: messenger RNA, 300 nt
Organism: Strongylus vulgaris
Lineage: Eukaryota; Metazoa; Nematoda; Chromadorea; Rhabditida; Strongylidae
Source: the annotation of a GenBank genome assembly
AUGUUGGUGUUUUCGACACCCUUGUUGGUUUGUUUAGCCUGUUUAUUACACACUUUCGUGCGUAAUCGAUUACCUUAUCACACAUCAUUCAAUUCUUCCCCGCGUCGUGCUGGCAAACAUGGCAAGGCCAUUACGUUCCUCACUCCGGAUGACAGUGCUGUCUUCUACGACUUGAAGCAAUGCCUGCUUGAAUCACCUGUGUCUACUUGUCCCAUAGAGUUAGCGAAUCACCCCGAAGCCCAGCAAAAGCCCGGCACGUUCACAGCAAAAAAACGCCAGGAUGAAACGCUUUUCAAGUGA